This is a messenger RNA of Beta vulgaris subsp. vulgaris (sugar beet), 1842 nucleotides long. RefSeq lists its product as hypothetical. The transcript is spliced from 2 exons. The coding region runs from base 212 to 1651 and encodes 479 amino acids. The record is from RefSeq and is a predicted model, not a curated record. Lineage: Eukaryota; Viridiplantae; Streptophyta; Magnoliopsida; Caryophyllales; Amaranthaceae.
UCCACGCUUCCCUCCUCUAUUAUUCCUUCUCCCACUCUCUCUUUCUCUCUCCUCCUAAUCCACUCUCCACUUAUUUCCAGCCUGUUUUUUUCUUUCUUCUCUUCCCACUUCAUAAUAAAACCCUCUUUUAUCUUUCCAUCUCUCUAAUUUCAUACCUAAAUAUAAUGCAACUUUAACAAAAGACACAAACCAAAUAACCAAAACCAAAACAAUGGAUCCUUGCCAGUUCCUAAGAAUAGUGAUCGGAAACUUGGCAAUAAAAUUCUCAAACUCUACCUCUACCACCUCCUCUACCGCAUGUUAUUGUAAGAUUAAACUAUCAGGGUUCUCGGAGCAGGCCGCUACUGUCCCUAUAGUUCCUACAGAUCUAGCGCACCCUGACGCUCAGAUCCAGACAGUGUCGGCCUGCUUCAAUCUGACUAAGUCAGAUUUAGAGAAACUAAUCAAAUCUAAGACCACUACCACAUCUAAAUCAAGAAAUACUACUACCACUACUACGACUACUAGGUUAAAUCUUAAGAUGGACGUGUACACUACUAAGUCUCCUGAAGGGUGUGGAUUUGGCUCGUCAGGGAAAUUGUUAGGAACUGUUUCGAUACCUUUGGAGUUAAGUCAGCAAGUUCUUGAAGGAAAAACAAGUACUAUGAUGCAAAAUGGGUGGGUUUUGGUUGGAGAGAGAAAAAAGAAAGGUUUAAAUCCACAACUUUAUUUGAGUGUAAAAGCUCAACCUGAUCCGAGAUUUGUUUUUGAAUUUGAUGGUGAACCUGAGUGUAGUCCUCAAGUUUUUCAAGUUCAAGGGAAUAUUAGACAGCCUGUUUUUACUUGCAAGUUUAGUUUCAGACAACCUGCUGAACAUAAUUUGAGAUCAAGCUCAGCAAUGUCAGAGCCAAGCACAUCAAGAAGCUGGCUUAGCACACUUAAGCCUGACAAGGAUCAUCAUCACCGUAACCGCCACCAAGUGAAAGAGCGGAAAGGGUGGUCAAUCACAGUCCAUGAUCUUUCAGGGUCACCUGUGGCGGCCGCCUCGAUGGUGACCCCGUUUGUCCCUUCCCAAGGUUCGAAUAAGGUUAGCAAGUCUAACCCGGGCGCAUGGCUAAUUUUGCGCCCGGGUGAAGGCACAUGGAAGCCUUGGGGACGACUCGAAGCCUGGAGGGAGCGAACUGGGCCCGGCUCAGAAGGGCUUGGGCACAGAUUCGAGCUCCUUCCGGAUGCAGGACCCAUUGCGACCGCAAUGGGUCCUACAGGGAUCACCUUAGCGCAGGCCUCAAUUCCAGCUCGGGCUGGAGGGAAGUUUAGCAUCGAUGUCACCACCGGACCCUCCCCCGCGGGAAGCCCGAACAGCAGCUUCGACUUCGGAUCAUGGACCGGGUCGGGUUCGACAUCGUCAUCCGGGUCGGAGGUCGGGCCCGGGUCGGGCUGGUGGCCCGGCUUGUUGUACAAGGGGUUUGUGACCUCUUCAACGGUCGGAGGGGAAGGGAAAGGUAACAAACCAGUGGUAGAGGUAGGGGCUCAGCAUGUGACAUGCACUGAAGAUGCUGCAGCAUUUGUUGCCUUAGCUGCUGCUAUGGAUCUAAGUAUGGAUGCAUGUAGGCCCUUCUCUCAGAAGCUAAGAAAAGAGCUGAGGCAGCAAAGUGGGGAAUUUGUCGUUUGAUUUGAUAAGCUUUGUCGUUUUGCUUGCAAAUGAGGUUGAUUCUGAGCAAUUGCGGUGCUUUGUAAUUUUUUUGUUAUCAUGGGUUUGUAGGUAACGGCUUUUUUUUGGAUGUACAGCUUAAAUAUUCCACAAUUUUUUUAACAUCUUAUGGAAUGAGCAUAAAAAUUGCACAAAAAGGAAACUCUUUUGUC